Messenger RNA from Pyrus x bretschneideri (Chinese white pear), 2525 nucleotides. RefSeq lists its product as uncharacterized. Lineage: Eukaryota; Viridiplantae; Streptophyta; Magnoliopsida; Rosales; Rosaceae. The record is from RefSeq and is a predicted model, not a curated record. The coding region runs from base 301 to 2259 and encodes 652 amino acids. The transcript is spliced from 2 exons.
UUGUGACCAAUUAUAUAAUUAUUUGUAUUUAAUAUUUCUUCCCAGAAACCAGGCCUAAAUUUAUGUUUUUCUGCAGAGCUUAUAAAUUAUAAACAGCUAUUCCUUCUUCUCUCAUGAGUCGGACUCCAGGAACAGAAACAAGAGCAUGAACUGACCAGAAAUAGAAGAGAGAGAGAGAGAGAGAGAGAGAGAGAACUGCAUUCAAGUUCACAGAUUUGAUUCUCUCUGUUUUCAGAAUUCAAGGAGCAGAUAAAAGGGAAAUUUAACAUUGUACUUCUGCAAACAAGUAAUCUGUGAGAGAUGCCGGAGAAGGGACUGGGCUGGCCACCAUCGCAGCCGUGGACGGCGAGUCCGAGGUUGGGUCCUUUGCUUCAAUGGCGAGUUGGGUUGUUAACGGCGGCGGUCCUCGUCGGAAUGGUGGUGGUUUGGAGCGUCGAUGCCGGAACUAUGCAGAACUUCGUCGACGCUACAAGGACCCGCCAAGCUUACCUCACCACAAAGGUUAGUGCUUUAGCUAAUCUCGCCCAAACCCAUCAAAAUAUCGACGUCAAAUCGUUCGACAUUGCGGUUAUUCAGAACCAGAACCAGACCACUCCAACCCAGAGCCAAACCAACAUGACCCAGAACCAAAUCAACCAGACCAAUCCGACCCAGAGCCAAAUCAACCAGACCAAUAUGACCCAGAACCAAAUCAGUGCGACCCAGUUCAAAACCCACUUGGAUUCUCAGAACCCAGUUAAUUUUUCCCAAUCUGGACCAGUUUCUGCCCAGAAUUCAACUGGGGUUUCUCUGAAAUCCGGAACUUCGAGUUGGGUUGUAGCUGAAUUGGAACCUAACUUCACGAAGAGUCUUCUGGCUAGGUGGCUAGCUCCGGGAGGAGAGCCCUGUAAAGUUUCGAGAACAGUAGAAAUUGCUAUCCCUGAUUUGGACGGGAAGGAUCUGAUCGAACUAUCGGCUGGUGAAAUCUAUGAGUUCCAGUUUCUGGCAUUGGGGGAGGAUAAGAGCCCUAGAUGUUUGGGUGGGGAUUACUUCGAAACCGAUCUUUCUGGGGAGUCAUGGAAAUCUAGGCCUCUGGUGACAGAUUUUGGCAAUGGUUCUUAUUCUGUUAAGCUUCAAGUUCAUCAGGAUUUUGUGGGGUUGUACAAUUUUACUGUCAUUCUACUUUUUAGGCAUUUUGAGGGUCUUAGAUUUUCACCAGCUAGGUUUUCUUAUGAUCAAGAGCUGCGAAAGAUUCCGAUCAGGUUUGUAAAGGGCACGGCGAAGUUGCCUGAGCUGCGUACUUGCGAAGAGUCCGAUUUUGGGAGAGAGAUUUGGGCAGGAAGGUGGACUAGGCAUGGGAAGAAUGAUGGUUGUGAAAUUAGUAAUGACGGUCGGUAUCGUUGCCUAGCCCGGGAUUUUCCUUGCCAAAGUCCAUGGUGCAAUGGCUCUUUGGGGGUGUUGGAGAGUAAUGGUUGGGUUUACUCCGCACAUUGUUCGUUUAGAUUGUUUUCGGCUAAUGAUGCUUGGAAUUGCUUGAGCAACCGGUGGAUUUUCUUUUGGGGCGACUCCAAUCACGUAGACUCAAUACGCAACACUCUCAACUUUAUAUUGGAUCGGCCUGAUAUACCUUCAGUUCCUAGACGGUUUGAUAGGAACUUUUCAAAUCCAAAAGACCCUUCUCAGACCGUUCGAAUUACAAGCAUCUUCAAUGGUCAUUGGAACGAAACGCAAAACUACCAAGGGUUGAAUUCUUUGAAAGAUGAAGGGUUUAGGAACUUGUUAAAGAAAUACUUCUCAGAAGAGACAGUUCCAGACACUAUAAUCAUGAACUCUGGAUUACACGACGGUUAUUACUGGCGCAACAUAAGAUCAUUCUCUAUUGGUGCAAGCCAUGCAGCAACAUUUUGGGCGGAAAUCAUGGAGUCGAUAAGGCAGAGAGGUUUGACGGUGCCAAAAGUCUUUUACCGGACAACAAUAGCCACUGGUGGGUACGCAAGAACUCUGGGAUUUAACCCGAGUAAAAUGGAGGCAUUUAAUUCAGUAUUGUUAGAUAAGUUGAAGGAAGCCGGGCUCCUCUCUGGUGUAAUUGACAAUUUCGACAUGACCUUCCCGUGGCAUUAUGAUAAUCGGUGCAACGAUGGGGUGCACUAUGGCCGAGCUCCCUUGAAGAUGAAGUGGAGAGAUGGCGAAAUUGGGCACUAUUAUUUUGUCGACCUUAUGUUGGAUCAUAUACUGCUGAAUGCACUCUGUGCAGGAAGGCAAGCUUCUACAAACAUGUGAAGCAAAUUAAAAACCUUGCGUCGAUUUAAGAACACGAGAAUCCGAAAUGCAGGCUCUUCCCGGAAUGCCAGAAUGCAGUUUUUCUGGUGCUUGAAGGCAAAGUAUGAGGGUGAUGCAUUCAUUGUUUUGAUCCAUAUUGUUCAUUAGUUUGAGCUUUCGGCAUUCUUUAUUUGUUUUGUUUAUAUGUAGGCACAUAUCGUCUCAGACCACUUUUGUACAUCAUUACAGAAUCUUGUAUUUCAAGUAAUUACGAUUAAGCCUCCUAA